Microtus oregoni (creeping vole) is the source of this 2440-nucleotide messenger RNA. RefSeq names its product engulfment and cell motility 3 (gene Elmo3). The record is from RefSeq and is a predicted model, not a curated record. NCBI's taxonomy places the organism in Eukaryota, Metazoa, Chordata, Mammalia, Rodentia, Cricetidae. The transcript has 20 exons. The coding region runs from base 172 to 2334 and encodes 720 amino acids. Gene Ontology annotation, biological process: actin filament organization; cell motility.
CCUUUGGGAAGGCCUCGGAGCCAGAUCAAAAGUGGGAACCUGAACCGUGGAUGCAGGCCACCGAAGCCAGACUUUAGACGGAGGGAGGUCCUCCUAGCCCGCAGACGAGGUGCACCCUCGGCGGGAGGUGGCACGUUUGUGCAAAGUGCCAGCGGCCACAGCGGCAGGACUAUGGCGCCCAAGAGGAACGUGGUGAAGAUCGCCGUUCAGAAGUCUGACGCCAUCCCACAGCUUAUCCAGCUAGACCAGGCAAAGCCCCUGGCCACUGUGCUGAAGGAGGUGUGCGACGCGUGGAACGUGCCUCACUCUGAGAGCUAUGCCCUGAAGUUCGCUGAUGGGCACAAGAGAUACAUCACAGAGAAUAACCGCACCGAGAUCAAGAAUGGAAGCAUCCUGUGCCUCAGCACUGCCCCAGACUUGGAGGCCCAGCAGCUGCUGGGUGGGCUGCAGAGUACAAAUCGUGAAGUGUGCUAUCAAGCCCUGAAAAACCUGGUCCCGCUGGCCUCAGACAUGACCUUUGCCCAGGAGGUCAUCAGCCGUGAUGGGCUUCAGAAACUAAGCACCAUCAUCGAAAAUGGGGAUGACCUAGGGGAGAUGCUGGCCCUUGGUCUAAGGGCUUUCCUGGAGCUCAUGGAACAUGGUGUGGUGUCCUGGGAGACACUCAGCAUCCCCUUUGUCAGGAAGGUGGUAUCUUACGUGAACAUGAACCUGAUGGACGCCUCUGUGCAGCCCUUGGCCCUCAGGCUGCUGGAGAGUGUGACUUUGAGCAGCCCUGCCCUGGGCCAGCUGGUGAAGAGUGAGGUGCCACUGGAUAGGCUGCUGGUGCACCUGCAGGUGAUGAACCAACAGCUGCAAACCAAGGCUAUGGCACUGCUGACAGCCCUGCUGCAGGGGGCCAGCUCUGCUGAACGCCAGCACAUGCUUGACUACCUAUGGCAGAGGAAUCUUCGCCAGUUCAUCUACAAGAACAUUAUCCACAGUGCAGCUCCCAUGGGCGAUGAGAUGGCUCACCACCUGUAUGUGCUGCAGGCUCUUACACUAGGGUUGCUGGAGCCACGCAUGCGGACACCACUUGACCCCUACAGCCAGGAACAGCGGGAGCAACUGCAGGCCCUGCGCCAUGCAGCCUUUGAGCCAGAGGGGGAGUCCUCCGGCACAGGGCUGAGUGCUGACCGCCGCCGUUCUCUCUGUGUCCGAGAGUUCCGAAAGCUAGGCUUCUCUAACAGCAACCCAGCCCAGGACCUGGAGCGUGUGCCCCCGGGCCUGCUGGCCCUGGACAACAUGCUCUACUUCUCCAGACAUGCACCUAGUGCAUACAGUCGGUUCGUGUUGGAGAACAGCAGCCGAGAGGACAAGCAUGAGUGCCCCUUUGCCCAGAGCAGCAUCCAGCUGACGGUGUUGCUGUGUGAGCUGCUCCACGUCGGGGAGCCUUGCUCCGAGACCGCCCAGGACUUCUCACCCAUGUUCUUCAGCCAAGACCAUAGUUUCCAUGAGCUCUUCUGUGUGGCUAUCCAGCUGCUGAAUAAGACCUGGAAGGAAAUGCGGGCAACACAGGAGGAUUUUGACAAGGUAAUGCAAGUGGUUCGGGAGCAGCUAGCCCGGACGCUGGCACUGAAGCCCACCUCCCUGGAACUCUUCCGAACCAAAGUGAAUGCUCUCACCUACGGGGAGGUGCUGAGGCUGCGGCAGACAGAACGUCUGCACCAGGAGGGCACUCUGGCCCCUCCUAUACUGGAGUUGCGGGAGAAGCUGAAGCCAGAGCUCAUAAGCCUGAUCCGCCAGCAGCGUUUGCUCCGACUCUGUGAGGGAAUGCUUUUCCGCAAGAUCAGCAGCCGGAGACGCCAGGACAAGCUGUGGUUCUGCUGUUUAUCCCCCAACCAUGAAGUAUUGCAGUAUGGGGAUGUGGAGGAGGGUGCCAACCCACCCGCCCUGGAGAGUCUACCUGAGCAGCUCCCUGUGGCAGACAUCAGGGCACUCCUGGUGGGCAAGGACUGCCCCCAUGUCCGGGAGAAGGGCUCUGGGAAGCAGAACAAGGACCUCUAUGAGUUGGCCUUCUCCAUCAGCUAUGACCAUGGGGAGGAAGAAGCAUUCCUGAACUUCAUUGCCCCCUCCAAGAGGGAUUUCUACCUGUGGACAGAUGGGCUAAAUGCCCUGCUGGGCAGCACCAUGGGCAGUGAGCAGACUCGGCUAGACCUGGAGCAGCUGCUUACUAUGGAGACCAAGUUGCGCUUGUUGGAACUGGAGAAUGUGCCCAUUCCCGAGCAGCCUCCCCCAGUACCCCCGCCCCCUACCAACUUUAACUUCUGCUAUGACUUCAGCAUCACUGAGCCUUGACUGAAGUUGGCCAUGGGCCACAAUGGUGCUGCUGUGGCAACCACAAAGAGGGGUGGAAGUCACAGACAACCUGACCAGCAAAGCCUCUAGCAAAAAUAAAAUUAGC